Salvia splendens (bonfire salvia) is the source of this 690-nucleotide messenger RNA. RefSeq lists its product as uncharacterized. The record is from RefSeq and is a predicted model, not a curated record. Lineage: Eukaryota; Viridiplantae; Streptophyta; Magnoliopsida; Lamiales; Lamiaceae. The transcript has 2 exons. Gene Ontology annotation, molecular function: protein dimerization activity. Bases 1 to 690 code for a protein of 229 amino acids.
AUGAAUACGGAAUUGCUUACUUGCAUGAAUUGCCUUAGUCCAAAAAACUCAUUUGCUAGCUUCAAUGUGGACAAGUUGGUUCGUCUUGCAGAACUUUAUCCGGCUGACUUCUCUAUUGAAUGUAUGUCUCUUCCAUAUCAACUUAAAACUUAUAUCAGUGAUAUAGUUGAUAAAGUUGAGUUCUCCAACAUUGAAGAUUUGGGAAAUUUAGCAAAGAUGUUGGUUUCUACCUCAAGAGAUAAAGCUUUCCCGUUGGUGUACCGUUUGAUUGAGUUGACACUGAUCCUCUCAGUUGCAACAGCUUCUGUCGAGAGAGUAUUUUCUUCCAUGAAACUUAUUAAGACAGAUUUGCGCAAUAGAAUGGGAGACGAAUGGAUGAAUGAUAUCAUGGUGGUAUACAUUGAGAGGGGAAUUUUCAAAAAAAUUGGAAAUAAGACUAUUCUUCGGCGAUUUCAAGACAUGUCGACUCGUCGAAAACAGUUAUCAUCUAGUGUGUCGUAUAAGUUGAACAGACAUUACAUGUUGGAUUUGAAGUCGAGGGAGACGAGGAACGAGAGGUGUCCGAGCUGUGGUGGAAUGGUGCCAGAGAGACUCAUGUGGGAUAGAUUCAAGGCAGCAACUCUGGUGGCGCGAGCUGCAAGUGACGCCAAUCCAGCUGCAGACAGAGCUCGAAUUGGUCCAGUUUCUUGA